Panicum virgatum (switchgrass) is the source of this 417-nucleotide messenger RNA. RefSeq lists its product as uncharacterized. Lineage: Eukaryota; Viridiplantae; Streptophyta; Magnoliopsida; Poales; Poaceae. Bases 1 to 417 code for a protein of 138 amino acids. The transcript has a single exon. The record is from RefSeq and is a predicted model, not a curated record.
AUGGAGGCGUACUGUAACAUAGAGCGUCGUCUCGAGGACAAGUUCGACGGGCUCGAGCUCAACCACAUCGCGCGCAAGUACAACGAGGAAGCGGAUGAACUGGCCAAGAUCGCGUCCGGGCGGACCACCGUUCCCCCGAACGUCUUCGCCCGUGACCUCACCAAGCCAUCCGUCGACUUCAAGAAUCCUGCGGAAGCCAUUAGAGCAGCACCCAAACCCUCGGGGGCUGCGACCAUGGAGCCAUCAGCCAAAGACCCCUCGACGGAGGAGUUUGAGGCCAUGGACACUGACAUCGAGACCUCCUCAGUGGACAAGGCUGAAGCAAUGGAGAUCGACGAGGCCCCGCCUCUGCGAGAUUGGCGUACCCAGUACCUCGACUGGUUGAUCCGAGGGGUCCUACCCAUGGACCACGCUUAG